AUGAUGUCCGCAUUAGUUCUUCUGUUGUUCGCCGUGGUCUACCCGGGCCCCCAUUGUUCGAGCGCGGCCACCGAGCCCGGGGCCCCCGCGACCCCCAUGCGCCCCACCGACCCACCGCCCGACGUAAAACGAUGCCGCCGUGUCCCGACCAAUGAGAUGAGAGACAACUUCCUCGAAGUGAACAAGUUACGCAAGAACAAAGAAGUCGGCAACAUAUGGCUUAUGUUUCGAGGCAACAAAUAUGUUUACAUCCAGUGUUUAUAUCGCGACAACACUGAAACAAGCGACGAACUUAACAGACAAACUUUGGCCAUUAACGUCACCAAAAUCCUAUCAGCGGAUACUCAAAAUAUUGGUUACAUCAAAUUACUGGAGAUGAAGAAAGGCCUUGAGUGCGAAACUUUACUCAAGUGCAGAUCCAUUGACCCAGGACGACUGCAUGAUAGCAGUAAGGUGUAUAUUACUAAAUCAAGUCAAGAGAAGAUGGCUUGUGACGUGUUGAAAUUGCCCCGGUCAGAUGUCUCUCAAAAGGGUGUUACUCGGUGCUCGUUAGUGCGGGAAGCAGGCGUGGUUCGUUCGUUCAAACGAAAACGGUUAAAACGUUCUCCAGAUUCUCGACCGGAGCUGGUGUACACGUUCAUUGAACAGGCUGUGCAGCCUGGGUCUCAGGUUGCGUUGAAAUGCUCAGCUGUUGGUGAACCACCUCCUCGAUUUCGAUGGUCACUGGAUGGCCAGCCCAUACCUAGUCAUCACGGGGCUGUAAUAACGGAGGGACGGGAGAGCAGUCCCACGGGGCUGGGGUCUGGGAAUAACUACGUGUUGUCAACCCUAUCGGUGAGCAGUGCAAGAGUUGAACAUGGCGGCCGGUACGAGUGCAGGGCUACCAACACGCAUGGUAGCGUCGCUCAUGCUGCAAGACUCAAUGUUUAUGGUCCCCCGUACAUCAGGGCCAUGAGCCUUGUGAAAGCUGUUGCGGGGUCUGAAGUGACCAUUUGGUGUCCUUACUACGGCUUCCCAAUAGAUUCGGUGAAAUGGGAAGGUGGGGCGGGCACCGACCCUCGGUACCAGCAGAUGGAUGGACAGCUCACGAUCACCAACGUGGAUCGGAACAGGGACAAAGGAAGCUGGACCUGCUCUGUCCUCACACCGGGAGGGGAACUGGCUAGAAGAGAGGUACAAAUGACAGUAGUGUCACCGCCAGUGCUGUCUCCCAUCGUGUUCCCUCCCGGACUAAGAGCUGGAGAUCGUUCACAAUUGACGUGUACUGUGACAUCGGGAGACAUGCCUGUCUACUUCUCCUGGUUGAAGGAUCAAAUGCCCAUCUCCAGUGCUCUUCAGGUUGAUGAACGAGGUGCAGAAUUUUAUAGCAUGCUCCUAUUCAAGAGUUUGACUGCAGCCCACAGUGGAAUAUACACGUGUGUCGUCACCAAUACUGCUGGGAAAGCCAACAUGUCCGCUGAAUUGGCCAUCAAAGUUCCACCAUACUGGCAGAUAGAGCCUUCAGAUACCGCCGUGCUCCUUAAUGGUUCACUUACUGUGAGCUGUGAGGCUAGAGGUCACCCCCCACCUUCUAUAUACUGGACCAAGUUCUCUGGUAGUACUGAAACUACUCUUGGUGGGGUAUCAGACCCAGUGGUGCUAACAAAUGGCUCGUUAAGGUUGGAAUCAGCACGAGCGGAACAUUCUGGAAAAUAUCGCUGCAGAGCCGACAAUGGAGUGUCGCCACCUUUAUCAAAAACUCUCACUAUACACGUUAAUGAACCAGCAAGAUUUGAAACACAAUCAGCCAAUGUCACUGCCAAGCUGGGGGAUACUGUGAGAUUGGCUUGUGUAGCUCGUGGAGAUUCCCCACUUGCAACCGCUUGGAGUCAUUCUGGAAGAGCGUUACCUAAUUCAGACUAUAGAAUGAGCAUAUCAGAAACUAGGAGUGCAGAGGGAUUAAGAAGUGAAUUAGUAAUAGAAAGAGCUGACAGAAGAGACUCAGGAGUAUAUCGAUGUCAAGCGUCCAACCCUUAUGGGAGAUCUGAUCAUUUUGUGCAUCUGGCUGUUCAAGAACCCCCAGAACCACCAGCAAACUUCAGGGUCUUAGAGACCACAUCACGUUCCGUUCGCCUCCAAUGGAGAAGGCCAUAUGAUGGUAAUUCUCCAGUGCUGGGCUACGUGGUACAAUACCGUAAACAUGAUUCCACCAGCUCAGAUUCUUGGAGGGAUGCAGAAACCCAUAAUGUGUCCGUUUCUGCCCACGCACCGGAUUCGUAUGCUGAAACAGAAAGUGCGACAAUAACUGGUUUAGAACCAGCUACGGCGUAUUUAGUGCGGGCUCGGACAGUGACCGCCCAAUUUGCAUCAGCUCAUACAAGGGCCUUACUUGCAUUGACGUUGCAUGAACCACCUUCAAGAGCUCCAAUAAGCUUGCGAGCGUCUGCUCCAAGAUCUUCAACUAUUGAACUAGCUUGGCAGGCACCUCCAUCGUCAUCCUGGAAUGGAGAAUUGCUAGGGUAUACAGUAUGGUGGUGGCCUUCGGCUGAUGGAACAUUAGCAGGAGGUUCAAACGUAGGCAUGGAGUUUGCCACUGUCAGAGGACAAAUAACAAAGUACAUUAUCGAAGGUCUGGAACAUUAUACCCGAUAUUCUGUGAGCGUCAGAGCGUUCAACAGUGCAGGUGCAGGACCUGCUACUGCUCCCGUCAAUACUUUAACACAAGAGAGUGUGCCAUCAGAAGGUCCACGGGCUGUCAGAUGUCGUGCGGUAUCGCCACAAAGUAUUAAAGUAGAGUGGUCCCCACCGCCAGCGCACGCUCAUCACGGCGCGUUAUUAGGUUACAAAUUGCUUUACCGCCCGGAACAUACGACUGAGUGGUUGGAGUGGGACGCACGGGGCAACGGCGGGUCCAAUGUGGGAGCGGGCGCGGAGGUCAAGCGGGUAGCGGGCGUGGAAACUCUUCUGCUAGCGUUGCGGCCUCAUACUAACUACACUGUUCAGGCACUUGCGUAUACGGCGGCUGGUGAUGGCGUGCCCGCUCAUCCUAUACAUUGUACCACACAACAAGAUGUUCCGGGAUCGCCAGCAGCAGUAAAAGUAGUGGCUACUUCAGUAACCUCUUUAGCUGUCAGCUGGCUACCACCAAGUAGACCUAAUGGGCCUCUACUAUAUUACACCGUAUUUUAUAGAGAACUUGGCAGGGAUAGACCACCCAUAACUACAACUGUGCAAGUCGAAGAAGGUGACCCAUUCGUGGGUCUAGGAGGAUCAACAGAGUUGAGGUCAUUAUCUGAAGGGGCAACCUAUGAAGCAUGGGUUGCUGCUCAUUCCGUAGCUGGUGAAGGAGAACCAUCACCACCACAGCCGGCUACGACUACAUCAAGAGCACGAGCAAGACUUCUCUCAUUUGGUGUGUGGGCACGUGUCCAAUGUGGCCAUUCGUUGCGUCUCGCCUGCGCUUGGCGCGGUGAGCCAGCCCCACGUGCUCGGUGGCUGCGAGGAGACCGUCCUGUAACCCACGACCCACGGACACAUCUUACUCCUCAUGGGCAUCUGGCUAUUCAUGAAGUAGACGCAUCAACAAGUGGUAACUACACGUGCUCAGCACGAAACACAUUUGGAUCUGAAGAAGUGACGUAUCGUGUGGAGUGCGCCGCGCCGCCGGCCGCUCCCACGCUCACCUUGGACCACGCCGCGCAUACUGACGCAAGACUAACCUGGCGAACUACACAUCACCCAGCGGCUCCACCACAUGGUUUCACAAUCUGGUGGAUUCGAGUCCGUGAUGACACAGGAGACGGUUUAGAGUCAAUGAGCUCUCGACCUGAAGAGGAACGGAGGUUGGAAACAGGAGGGGAGGCGUCCAGUGUGGUGUUGAGAGCUCUGUCAUGUGGAGCCACAUACUCUGUGCGAGCUGUGGCGCACUCCAGGGCUGGGUCAUCACCACCUUCAGUGCCACUCCUGGUGAAGACUAAACCUCCAGUGUUAGUUUGGGAAGGUGGAGGGGAAGACAGGCUCGAGGAGGGAGCUGAAGCUGCAGUUUGGAGCAACAGCAGCGCUUUAGCGUUAGACGCUAGACGCGCUGUGCGUUGUGGAGCCAGGCUUGUGAGGCUGCAGUGGAGACGAGCUGACGCUGCUGGAGCUGCAGCGUGGAGAGACGCUGACCUUACUUCACUGCAUCAUCAUCGGGAGGUCGUGAUAGGUGGGCUGGCUGCCGGCGCCUGGUAUGCGCUCCGGCUGUGGACCGCCACGGAUUCCGCGCGCCACCAAGCUGUUAUUUACGCAGCUACCACUACACAUUCUGGAGAGCGUCUGCGUCGUCCUGUAGCCUUCCAAUCAGAAGGUGGUCAGAUCGUGACGUCAAACAACAAUGCUGAUACGGAGCGGGUGCUGGGAGCUGUGUCUCUGGCAUUUGCUGCACUCGCCGGUCUCGCUGUCACUGCACUGCUACUGGUAUUGGUGGCGAAACGAAGCACGCUAUGGCCUUGUGGAGGUGUCGCAGAUGAAGAGACCAGGCGCUGUAGUCACUCAGUAGCCAGCACUGACAAGUCAGUCUGCCCAGAACAGCAGAACAUCAGGAACUGCCAACAUGAUUACAAACAUGACAAACUGUCACCUGCUUCUGAUGUGUACGAGAUAAGUCCAUACGCCACAUUUGCUGUGGGGGGCGAGGCAGCCACGGCCGCAACUUUGGACCACACGUUGCAGUUCCGAACUUUCGGCCACCGGGACAAUGACGCCCCACCACAUCGACCAUGCAGGAAACACCCACAAAGGCACCGGGAGAGAGCUGAAGUGGAGAAGCACCACUCGGAGUGCGAGCUGCAGCAGCUGAGUCGCUAUGAGAAGGUGCGACCGCGCCACUGCGCACCGACGUCAUACUGCGUGCCACUGGCUCAUCACGCCAAAGGUGCACUGUCAGCAAGUAUGCUUGGUGCAGGCGGGAGCGGUGGCGGGAGCGGGAGCGGCGGCGGUUGCGGCAGCGGUGGCGGCUUGUCCGAAGUAUACGCGGGCGACUCGAGUGCAGAGUCCGGCCCUGGCUCCUUGUCUCCCCGUACACAUCAUGAACAUAGCUAG
Messenger RNA from Spodoptera littoralis (African cotton leafworm), 5058 nucleotides. NCBI's taxonomy places the organism in Eukaryota, Metazoa, Arthropoda, Insecta, Lepidoptera, Noctuidae. The record is from the annotation of a GenBank genome assembly.